Molecule: messenger RNA, 5040 nt
Organism: Eublepharis macularius
Lineage: Eukaryota; Metazoa; Chordata; Lepidosauria; Squamata; Eublepharidae
Product: zinc finger protein 260-like
Exons: 5
Coding region: 65-2338 (757 amino acids)
Biological process (GO): regulation of immune system process; negative regulation of transcription by RNA polymerase II; regulation of cytokine production
Source: RefSeq, a predicted model, not a curated record
AAGAGAAAAGAGCCGGGAGAGAGUGCAGAGUGAUGUCCAUCUUUUAACUUUCAGUGGAAGAAAAAUGGCCUCAGAAGAGCCAGCGGAGGGACCAGUGACCUUUGAGGAUGUGGCCGUGUAUUUCACAGAGACACAGGGAGCCCUGCUGGAUCCAGAACAAAGGGCCUUGUACAAGGAAGUCAUGAUGGAGAACUAUGAGAACGUGGCCUCCUUGGGGUGUCUGAUCCCCAAGCCAGAUCUCAUCUCACGACUGGAACGAGGGGAAGAGCCGUGGGUGCUGAAUUCCCUGGAUGCGAAUGAAAAUGAGAUCUCUGAUACCUGCUCAGGGUUCAUUCCAUUCCCAGAUCAAGAGAAAAUUUUGCCUCUGUUCUUUAUCUCAGCAGAUGACUUGAGUAGGCCUGCGUGCCUUGGGGGAGUCAACAUACAAGGGAAACCCUAUAAAUGCUUGACAUGUGGAAAAUGUUUUGCUCGCAAGUCAUACCUAGAGGGCCACCAGAGAAUCCACACUGGAGAGAAACCCUAUAAAUGCCCAAUAUGUGGGAAAUGUUUCUUUCAGCAGCCUCACCUCAUGAAUCACCAGAAAAUCCACACAGGUGAGAAGCGUUACAAGUGUCCAGAGUGUGGAAAAUGUUUUCAUCAUCAUUCAGGCCUUGUGAAUCACCAGAGAAUCCACACAGGAGAGAAGCCUUACAAAUGCUUGGAAUGUGGGAGAUGUUUUACUCAGCAAGCUCAUCUGAAGAACCAUGGUAAAGUCCACACGGGAGAGAAGCCCUAUAACUGUGCAGACUGUGGGAAACGUUUUGGUAACCGCACAGCUCUCCUGAGUCACCAAAGAGUCCACACAGGAGAGAAACCCUACAGAUGUUCAGAAUGUGGGAAACGUUUUGCAUACAGCUCAGGCCUUGUCAACCACCAGAGAAUCCACACAGGAGAGAAACCCUACAAGUGCACAGUGUGUGGGAAAUACUUUUCCCGCCAUUCACACCUUGCAAAACACCUGAAAAUUCAUACAGGGGAGAAACGCUAUAAGUGCUUGGAGUGUGGAAAAUGUUUUGCUGACAACUCCACCCGUGUGCUCCACCAGAGAGUUCACACUGGAGAGAAACCCUACAAGUGCAUGGAGUGUGGGAAAUAUUUUGCAUAUCGGUCAGUCCUUGUGAAUCAUCAAAGACUCCACACUGGAGAGAAGCCAUAUAAAUGUUUAGAAUGUGGGAAAAGGUUUACUCAGUAUGGAAACCUUUUAAUUCACCAGGUAGUCCACACUGGAGAGAAAAAAUCAAAAUGUAUGGAAUGUGGGAAAUGUUUUUCUCACCAGUCAUACCUUACAGAUCACCACAAACUCCACACAGGAGAGAAACCCUAUAAGUGCUUGGAGUGUGGGAAGAGUUUUGCUCAAAGAUCCACUUUUGCCACACACCAAAAAGUCCACACGGGAGUGAAGCCGUAUAAAUGUCUAGAGUGUGGGAAAUGUUUAUCUCAAAAAUCAAGCUUUGAAAUGCACCUGAGAAUCCAUACAGGAGAGAAACCCUAUGAAUGCCUCAAGUGUGGGAAAUGCUUUGCUAACCGUUCAUGGCUUGUGAGUCACCAGACAGUCCAUACAGGGGAGAAAAAGGCUAAAUGUUUGGAAUGUGGGAAAUGUUUUGCACGGCGCUCACAUCUUGCAAGCCAUUGGAAGGUGCACACUGGAGAGAAACCUCACAAGUGCUUGGAGUGCGGGAAAGCGUUUGCUUACCGUUCAGCAUUUGUGAAACACCAGAGGGUCCACACAGGUGAGAAACCAUAUAAAUGUUCAGAAUGCGGGAAAUCUUUCGCUCUACAGUCCAGCUGCACUAAGCACCUGCGAGUCCACACAGGUGAGAAGCCUUAUAAGUGCGCUGAGUGUGGGAAAUGUUUUGCUCAUCAAUCAAGCUAUGCGACACAUCUUCGAGUUCACACAGGAGAGAGACCUUAUGAGUGUCUGAAAUGCGGGAAGCGUUUUACCCAGCAUUCACACCUUGUGAUACAUCAGAUCGUCCACACAAGAAAGAAAAACACUAAGUGCCCAGAUUGUGGGAAAUCCUUUGCUCGUCAGUCGCUCCUUUUGAUACACAGGAGAAUCCACACGGGCGAGAAACCAUACAGCUGCUUAGAGUGUGGGAAACGUUUUAGGCAACGAUCACACCUCAGGUGCCACAUCAGAAUCCACACUGGAGAGAAACUGUAUCAGUGCCCCAUCUGUGGGAAAUCUUUUGCUCAACUCCAGAGCCUGAUUAGACACCAGAAAGUCCACAAGAAAGAGAAAUCUGAUGAAUGCCUUGAAAUGUCAGAAAAGGGUAGGCUUGAAAAGAAAACUGCCUAAACAUGAAAGAUACCAUACAGGUGAGACACACUGUAAAUCUUCUAAAUUGGUCCACCGGAUGAAAUAUUUCCUUAACAGUAAAUGCAUUUGGGUUAGAUAGACAGUUUGGUCUAGAGCUGGCAAGGACAAAAAUGCAUGCACACAUGCCCAAUCCUCUUAUCUAGAACAACCUUUAGUUUCUUUCAGUAAACAUUGCUUGCACAGGAGUAGAAACAUAGUUUUUAAAAUGACAACAGAUUUUCAAGAAGCUGAAUUCUAGGCCUUUCUAUGCUUUUUCUAUACUCUAGUGGCAUGUCUGCGUGCACCCAGCCCUUCUGUAUGUACUGUUGGCUUUGUGCUGCCUCUCUGUCCUCUUCAAGGCUCUUGAUUUAAUCAUUUUCUUGUUUGAUAUCCCAGCACUUUUGAAGAAGGGAAACUCUGGUCCUAAAUGUGGAAAAGUAUCAACUGAGGAAAUAUCAACUGAGGAAGCUACACAGGACAGAAAGCUGUAUGAGUGGUUUGCUUGUGGGAAAAGAUGUGAUCUUUAUUCAUAAAGAGAAAAUCCAUGUGAAAGAAACAGUGCUUGGGAACCUUUCUGAGGCGAUGUCCUCAGAAAAAUAAGGCUCUGAGGCAAUUUUGAUAAGAUGUGGUAUUUAAUUCACGUACUGUGGGAGAACAUUUUAAUCUUCCACGACAUUUGAUUGCUGAGCUAAGAGCAGCAGUCUUCAAAACAAAGAAUCUUCAAGGGAAGAUUACAAUGUGAGCCACUGAUCUAAACAACUGAUCAAACAUUGCCAAGUGGUUCAUGCUUUGAUGAAUUGUUGAUAAUGUUUCACUCAAGGGGUCAAAAGUCUUGUGCACUGCAUGGACUUGCUUUUGGUGUUUUUCGUGGCAGUCACUUUAACUAGGUGGGUUUUUUGUAAGUUGAACUUAUGGGAUAUAAAUCAGUAAUUGAGGGGCAUGAUCCUGCCGCCUAACAGGAUAAACAGCACUAAACUAGCUAGUGCACUGAUUAAAAUGUUUGAUUAAGAUCUGGGAGACCCAGGUUCAAAUCCCCACUCUGCCAUAGAAGCUUCCUGGAUGACCUUGGGCCAAUCAGUCCCUCAUCCCCGAACCUGCUUUACAGGGUGGUUGUUGUAAGGAUAAGAUGGAGAAGGGGAGAAUGUUCUUGUAAAUACCUAAAUGAAGAAAUAGAUUUGGAGCUGUGUCUGGGCUAUGUGCCCAUCAUAGGGAGUUCAAAAGGAGGAGGAGGCAGGUCUAUGGGACAUUGCGGACGUUGUGGGUAAUAUUUGUUGAAUUAGUAGUAUCUUGUUACGGGUGGCAUUGCCUGUUAGCAGUAUCACAUCAUCUGUCAGAAACUGAAGGGGCCAACCAUGCAGUUCCAUCUUGUUAAUAAAUUGAUUAAUAUUUUCAAUAAAUGCAACUACUUCAGCCAGCUUCAGGGAGUAUCUACAUUCUAAUGUGCUCUCUCUUGGACAUGGACAGGCCCUCACUCCCAGAGGCAUGCUUAUUACUGAAGCUAUAAAAACACUUCAGCAGCAACCCUCAUGUGUGGUGAAACCUAGCAAUACUUGUCACUCAGCACUACAGUGGUUAUUCAACAAAAAGGCUGCUCGGUUGAUAUUAAUAUCUGUUGGGGCCAGACAGUCUUGAUUUGGCUGAACUGCAGGAGCAACAACUCAGCUGCUUUGUGAAGAAUGAAGAGUGCAGACCAAAUUCACACAUGUCGCUUUCAAGUCUUUCUCUAGCUGCAGGUGUGCCUGUGCAAAAAAUUAAUAUAGUUUUGCAUUAUACUGAAAAGAAAUUAACACUCAUCCUUGGCUAUCACCUUUCAGUUUUCCUGCCCACCGCCCUUGUGAUUUUGGUCUUAGCCAUAUUAAAAGAUAGAAUAGCACAUGGGAAGAUAGACGGAGGUAUAGCAAAAGGAGAUCAUUAUUUCAGAGUGUGCUAACAGUAUGAUGAACAGUAUGAGUGUGCUACAUGAAUUUUAAUGCAACUGACUGAAGGCCCCACAGGGGAUAUAGGUAAAAGUAACCAAAUUUAGACGUGUCCUACUAGCCAAGAACUUCUUCUGAGCACCCCUUGCAAGAUGGUUGUUGUGAAGAUACAAUAAAGUGUGUGUGUGGGGAGGGGGGAACAGGUAUGCUGCCCUAAGUUGCUUGAGGGGACGAUGGCAUACAAGUAUAAAUACUGAGCCACUUUACAGCAAUCAAUUUGAAAGACAGCAUAAAGGCAGUUGAGAAAGUUUUAUGUGGGUAGCCAUGUUGGUCUGCAGUACAACAGCAGGAUUUGAGCCCAGUGGUUCCUUAGACACCAACAUGAUUUUCAGGGUGUAAGCUUUUGAGAGCCAGAACUCCCUUUCUUCAGAUGCUCUUCCUUCUGCUCAAUCACCCACUUAACACACAAAUCUCUCUCAUGAGGCUGUGGUGAAGAUAAAAUGGAAGGGAAAACCAUGUACAUCACUCUGAGUUCCUUAGAUGAAGGACAAAGUAAAAAUGUACAAGACAGUCAAAGUAUGUGUGUGAGGGGCAAGUUCCAGUUCCAUUUUCUGACUUGCAAGCUUUCACUAGCCAGGGUGUCUGAGGAAGGAAGAACUCCCUAAACCUAACUUCCUGCUCCGGUGUAACUUGGCCUACUCCGUGCUCCUCUGUUAUGAGAAUUUUAGGCUCACCCAUUUAUUUACGUACUUCAUUUAUUCCCUGCCUUUGACCCCUACAGGGACC